Messenger RNA from Pterocles gutturalis (yellow-throated sandgrouse), 2355 nucleotides. RefSeq names its product EPH receptor B2 (gene EPHB2). Gene Ontology annotation, biological process: axon guidance; angiogenesis; protein phosphorylation. Gene Ontology annotation, cellular component: neuron projection. The record is from RefSeq and is a predicted model, not a curated record. NCBI's taxonomy places the organism in Eukaryota, Metazoa, Chordata, Aves, Pterocliformes, Pteroclidae. The annotation marks the transcript as partial. The transcript has 13 exons. Gene Ontology annotation, molecular function: transmembrane-ephrin receptor activity; protein binding; ATP binding.
GCUGCCCGCUGGGGACGUUCAAGGCCAGCCAAGGGGAUGAAGGAUGUGUCCACUGCCCGAUUAACAGCCGGACGACUUCAGAAGGGGCCACUAACUGCGUGUGCCGAAAUGGGUAUUACCGGGCGGAUGCUGAUCCUGUCGACAUGCCAUGCACCACCAUUCCCUCUGCCCCCCAGUCCGUCAUCUCCAGUGUGAACGAGACCUCUCUGAUGCUGGAGUGGACCCCACCGCGGGACUCGGGGGGCCGGGAGGACCUGGUGUACAACAUCAUCUGCAAGAGCUGUGGCUCCGGCCGCGGGGCGUGCACGCGCUGCGGGGACAACGUGCAGUUCGCCCCCCGCCAGCUGGGUCUGACCGAGCCCCGCAUCUACAUCAGCGACCUGCUGGCCCACACCCAGUACACCUUCGAGAUCCAGGCGGUGAAUGGCGUCACCGACCAGAGCCCCUUCUCCCCGCAGUUUGCAUCGGUGAACAUCACCACCAACCAGGCUGCUCCUUCAGCUGUGUCCAUCAUGCACCAGGUCAGCCGCACCGUGGACAGCAUUACCCUCUCAUGGUCUCAGCCUGACCAACCCAACGGAGUCAUCCUGGAUUAUGAGCUGCAAUAUUAUGAGAAGGAUCUGAGUGAGUUAAAUUCAACAACAGUGAAGAGCCCCACCAACACUGUGGCCGUGCAAAACCUCAAAGCUGGCACCAUCUACGUCUUCCAGGUGCGGGCACGUACUGUGGCUGGGUAUGGCCGGUAUAGCGGCAAGAUGUAUUUCCAGACCAUGACUGAAGCCGAGUACCAGACCAGCGUCCAGGAGAAGCUGCCGCUCAUCAUCGGCUCCUCCGCGGCAGGACUGGUGUUCCUCAUUGCCGUGGUCGUCAUCGUUAUUGUGUGCAACAGAAGACGGGGAUUUGAGCGUGCUGACUCCGAGUACACCGACAAGCUGCAGCACUAUACCAGUGGCCACAUGACUCCAGGGAUGAAGAUUUAUAUUGACCCAUUCACCUACGAAGAUCCCAAUGAGGCUGUCAGGGAAUUUGCAAAAGAAAUCGAUAUCUCUUGUGUCAAAAUCGAGCAGGUGAUUGGGGCAGGGGAGUUUGGUGAGGUGUGCAGUGGGCAUCUCAAGCUUCCGGGAAAAAGAGAGAUUUUUGUGGCCAUCAAGACCCUGAAGUCUGGUUACACGGAGAAGCAGAGACGGGACUUCUUGAGCGAAGCCAGCAUCAUGGGGCAGUUUGACCACCCCAACGUCAUCCAUCUGGAGGGGGUGGUGACCAAGAGUUCACCAGUCAUGAUCAUUACUGAGUUCAUGGAGAAUGGCUCACUGGACUCCUUCUUGCGGCAAAAUGAUGGGCAGUUCACAGUGAUACAGCUGGUGGGCAUGUUGCGGGGCAUCGCGGCAGGCAUGAAGUACCUGGCCGAUAUGAACUACGUGCACCGGGACCUGGCUGCCCGCAACAUCCUGGUGAACAGCAACCUGGUCUGCAAAGUGUCUGACUUUGGCCUCUCCCGUUUUCUGGAGGACGACACCUCUGAUCCCACCUACACCAGUGCGCUGGGUGGGAAGAUCCCAAUACGGUGGACAGCACCUGAGGCAAUUCAGUACCGAAAAUUCACAUCAGCCAGUGAUGUGUGGAGCUACGGAAUAGUCAUGUGGGAGGUGAUGUCGUAUGGCGAGCGGCCUUACUGGGAUAUGACCAAUCAAGAUGUGAUAAAUGCUAUCGAGCAGGACUAUCGGCUGCCGCCGCCUAUGGAUUGUCCAAAUGCGCUGCACCAACUAAUGCUUGACUGUUGGCAGAAGGAUAGAAACCACAGGCCCAAAUUUGGGCAAAUUGUCAACACUUUAGAUAAAAUGAUCCGAAAUCCUAACAGCCUGAAAGCCAUGGCACCUCUCUCCUCUGGGAUGAACCUCCCCUUACUUGACCGCACAAUCCCGGAUUAUACCAGCUUCAACACUGUGGAUGAGUGGCUGGAUGCCAUCAAGAUGAGCCAGUACAAGGAGAGCUUUGCCAGUGCUGGCUUCACUACCUUUGACGUAGUAUCUCAGAUGACUGUAGAGGAUAUUCUGCGAGUUGGGGUCACUUUAGCAGGACACCAGAAGAAAAUUCUGAACAGUAUCCAGGUGAUGAGAGCACAGAUGAACCAAAUUCAGUCUGUGGAGGUUUGAUAGCUACGUGUCCUCCUGCUCCUCUUCCUUGAGGCCCUGCUCCCCUUUGCCCCUGUAUGUCCGAGCUCCGGUUCUUGAGUGUUCUGCAUGGACCAGAGACAGGCAGCUGCUCUGAGGAUCAUGGCAACAGGAAGAAGCGCCCUGUCAUCAAUAACGAGAAGUCGUCAAGAGCUUCUAGAACUUAAGCAAUGGAAAAAGGGAA